This is a messenger RNA of Funneliformis geosporum, 458 nucleotides long. The record is from the annotation of a GenBank genome assembly. Lineage: Eukaryota; Fungi; Glomeromycota; Glomeromycetes; Glomerales; Glomeraceae.
UGGAUCGUAGUAUGAUGAAUAAUGUUCAUAUCAAAAAUGAAGAUAUAAUUAUUUGUAAUGAAAGUGAUACCAAGGAUUUUUUGCGUAAGGUUGAUGGUAAACAAAUCUUAGUACAUAAUGUAAGAAAUGCUUUAUGGAAGCACCCCUAUUUUAAUGUUUAUACCAUAUGUAUACCAGAUCAUAUGCAUCAUGCAGAUCUUGAAACAGCUCUCCCAAAUUUCUCACUAUCCGAACUUCAAAGUUUUAAAAAUGGAUUUGAAAGACUUACACGAUUGACUGUAGUAGAAUAUCGUGAUUUAAUGAAAAUCAUGUUAUUUGUCUUAAACAAUCUAAUACCAGAUAAAACACUUAAUAAGAAAUUAUGUGAUCUUUAUUCGUUAUGGAUUGAUAUGUACAUAUGGAGCCGUAGACUUGGAUAUAUUGAAGAUGAUCUUCAGGAAUUUGAAAUAAAUCUUUAA